Molecule: messenger RNA, 1069 nt
Organism: Armigeres subalbatus
Lineage: Eukaryota; Metazoa; Arthropoda; Insecta; Diptera; Culicidae
Exons: 4
Coding region: 1-1005 (334 amino acids)
Source: RefSeq, a predicted model, not a curated record
AUGGAACGCCUGACCCGGGUGAAAGGAGACAGCAGGUUCGACUCUCAGAGGUUCACUGUCAUCAAACAGGACAACGGCAAUCUUGUUCUCCAGAAUGAUCGUGGCCAAACUAUAAAGCGUCAUGUCACUCAGACCAAAAAGGGACUAGAAAAUGCUGUAAUCGUGUUUGAAGACACUAACAGUGCUCCGCAGGACGCAGUUAGCGUUUCAGAACAAACGGAAAAAGAAAGUUCCGAGACGCUGAAAAUACAAUACGAACCAGAGGAAAAAAAUAAGAUAUCUUCGAACUUGAUAAUUAAGUAUGAAUCCCCAUCUGAGUCGGUGGACGAAAUUAUCGCCGAAAGUUCGCCAGUGAUAACGGAGAAUUGCUCGAUUUUCACACAGCAUACUCAAUCAGGUCUCAACGAAUCAGUCGACGAUGAUACUUCCAGCAUUGAUCAACGGUGCGAAGUAGUCGCUGUUGGCGAUAUCAUACCAGAGGACAACCAUCAAUCGCGCGAAACCCCAGAGAGCUCGUACGAAUCCGUCGGCAUUGCAAAGCGAUCCGGCAAAGAAACAGAGCACUUAAUUGUCAACAAGAGCACUCAAUCCGGCGCUCGCAAAUUUUGUGGAUUAGCCGGCGAAGAGAGCCCGAUAAAAUUGGACAGAGAAAAUCAAACGGAAAUUGCCCGGUCGAGUGAAUACAUCCAAGUUCAACGAUCAAUCAAAGAGGCAGACUUCGGAGGAGGAGGUAUUGAAGGAAUUCGAGAACCUGUGGAUGAAUUGCACUCGAACUAUUACUUCUCGUCGAAUACGCUCAGAGAUCUCCUUAAAGAAACAAUUAUUGGUUCCAAGAUUCUUAAAAACUAUAACCAUGGAUUGGAACUAUCAGAAGCUAGCCAAAAGUUCGUGACAGAUGUCGUUGCCAAGCACCAUCUGUACAAAAAGAAGAAGACAACUGCAGAACAGUUGAAUAUUUAUGCGGAGGUUAUUCUUGGAAUUUUCCCGAAAGAAGCAAAGGUAUAAUGUAUUGAUAAUACCACAGUUGCAACCCAUUUUCAUUUGUAUUUUUCUACAGGCAACAUACUUC